UCAACAGCUGGGCAACCCGAAGAAUAACAGCUGUUGCUGGGGGAAAAAUAUAUGUUUCUAUUGAUAAGAUAAGGCAGACAAUUUAUUGCAUCUUAAACUGACCUUCAAUAAGUACGUGGAUACAACAAUUAAUCGCAAUUCCCAAACGCAACUAAUCAUUCCACAACUUGUCCAACAGUGCGAUUCAUAUCAAGUAUCCGCAAGAUGAGCCAAAAUACAUCUGGUGUUCAACUUUCUGCUUUACGCUUAAAGUAUCACGAGAGGAAAGAUGCCUUUCUGGAGGAGAACAUCAAGGUGAAGAAUCCAUUUUGUGUAUUCCGUGAUUGGCUGGAUGAGGCUCUUAAUACCAAAGAAAUACUCGAGCCAAAUGCAGCAGCCUUGGCGACUGUAAAUGCCGAGGGAAAACCUUCGAAUCGCUUUGUUCUGGUCAAAGAGGCCACUGCCGAGGGAUUUACUUUCUUCACCAACUAUGGCAGUCGCAAGGCGGAAGACAUUGCUAGUAAUCCAAAUGUGGCAAUUUCUAUUUACUGGCUGCCACUACGUCGCAGUAUUCGGAUUGAGGGUGUGGCAGAAAAGAUAUCGCAGGCAGAUUCACUUAAAUACUUCCAUGAGCGUCCACGAGCCAGUCAAAUUGGAGCAGCAGCUAGUCCCCAAAGUCAACGAAUUCCGUCUCGCGGCUACCUCGAUGAGGUUGAGUCUGGCAUUAAGGCCAAGUUGGGAGCCGAAGGUGAAGUUCCAUUACCGAAUUGGGGCGGCUAUUUGGUGCGUCCCAGUUUAAUUGAAUUUUGGCAAGGACAAACCGAUCGUCUGCAUGAUCGUAUACGUUUCAGACGUGGUGCAAAUGUUGAGAAGGAAGUUGAUGGCAAACUAAUUCAUGCCGGUCAGGAUGGUUGGAUCUACGAGCGGUUGGCACCUUAAAAAGCUGACAAAAGACGUAGAGAUUGACAUAUUCCGUGCAUUUGCCAUGUCUUCCAAAUGUUAAAAAUUAUAGAUUAAAUAAAACUCAUUUGUUAUCAGGUAUUAAGUCACGAAGUGUUAAAAGCUAGAAACAUAUUACAUAUUACCUUUUCGAAAGCUCUCA
Drosophila willistoni is the source of this 1081-nucleotide messenger RNA. It is a transcript of the gene sgll, whose product is annotated as pyridoxine/pyridoxamine 5'-phosphate oxidase. Gene Ontology annotation, biological process: pyridoxal 5'-phosphate biosynthetic process; pyridoxine biosynthetic process. Gene Ontology annotation, molecular function: FMN binding; pyridoxamine phosphate oxidase activity. The record is from RefSeq and is a predicted model, not a curated record. Lineage: Eukaryota; Metazoa; Arthropoda; Insecta; Diptera; Drosophilidae. The coding region runs from base 205 to 918 and encodes 237 amino acids. The transcript has 2 exons.